CUUCCCAUCUGGCUGCGAAGAAUAGGCAGCUACCCCGCUUUCAACUCCGAAUCUCUUAGCUGUGUCGAGGAACACAAACUCGGCCCAACUUGAGCCCGAAACAGACAGCCAGUCGUGCCAGACCGCGUUGCUCGCCAUGAACAAUUUCAUGGCCACUUUUUCACAUUCGAGUCGAACAACAGGCUGCGCCUAAGCCAGCCACAACCAAACAGGUCUUUUAGACACUUGGAGUUAGGCCAGUGGGUGCAUGCAUCAGGCAGGAAGCGUGUCAGCAAUUUCCGCAGGACAUUGAGCACACUUGCGGCUCGGCUUUUUGCUUUUGCUUUGCUAGCCUUAUCUACCUGCCCUAACUUUGGUAUGUUGUUUAGUCGCGAGAAUCGACUGACACUUCCAUAUUUCAUGCUUCCUCCGUACCUUCCUACCCCAUUUUGGUAUCACAAAAAAUGAACUAUAUUCUGAGCUUCGUCGGCAGUGGCCCGGACGAGAAGCCUUCACCGAAGAGGUCAUCGCGGCCUCGUACACCUCCACGAAGGUCGCCAUCCCGCAGGAUAUCACCCUAUACCACCAGGAGAGCCAUGGCCGAACCAGGCUCUGGGUCAGGAUUGGGAAGUGGACGGGGACAGGCGCCAGCCCCUCCUGGUUUCAACUCGCAACAGUCCCCGACCGGGUCUUCCAGCCCGCCACCACCAAACUCACGCGAGGCACUCAGGGAGGUAGCCCGGGAGACCCAAGACGUGGUCAGAAGCGUCCUAAACCAGCUCGGCACGACCGACAAGGCGCAAUUCUCGACCCAGCACAACCUCGACACCCUCGGCCGCCUCAACCCCUUCUUCUGCCCGGCCUUCACCACCCCCACCAAAAUCCAAGUCCUCAACGAAGACACCCUCAACGCCGGCCUGGCCCUCCUCCCGGACAGCAGCAACCAAGACCCGCGCCACGACAACCCGCACCCCUUAGUCGUCAACUUUGCGCGCCACGACAAGCCCGGCGGCGGGUGGCUCAACGGCGCGCUGGCACAAGAAGAAACCCUCUGCUACCGCUCCUCGCUCUGGAAGGCCCUGCCCUACACGGCGCAGCACCCCCUCCCGCGCGGCGCCGCCGUCUACAGCCCCUACGUCAUCGUCGUGCGCGACGACCUCGCCCGCGGCGGCCACCGCCUCCUGCCGGGUAUCAAACCCUUGACCGCGCCGCCGCCGCUGCUGAGCGUGGUUAGCAUUGCCGCGCUGCGCAACCCGCGCACGCAGACUUUCCGUCUGGCUGAUGGUGUUACGCGCAAGACGGUGUUUCGGUCGGAUGAUGACCGGGAUAUGACGAAGAGGAAUAUGCGCCUUGUGCUGCGCAUUGCCGCGCAUAAUAGGCACAGGCAUCUGGUGCUGGGCGCGCUGGGGUGUGGGGUGUAUGCGAACCCGCCUGAGGAUGUGGCGCACUGUUGGUUGGAGGUGUUGCGGGAGGAUGAGUUUUCGGGUGGGUGGUGGCGACAGAUUUGCUUUGCGGUGUUUGAUCCGAGGGGGGAUGGGAAUUAUGAGGUGUUUAGGAGGGUUUUGCAGGAUCAGAAAGUGUGAGUGUGUCUAUGUCUUGUGGCUCUUGUUGAGGGGAUGUGGGAUGGUGAUGACAGGGCGGAGGGGGGAUGUGGCGGAGGGUUUGGGAGGGAAUAUGCGCCG
Molecule: messenger RNA, 1661 nt
Organism: Chaetomium fimeti
Lineage: Eukaryota; Fungi; Ascomycota; Sordariomycetes; Sordariales; Chaetomiaceae
Exons: 1
Coding region: 444-1562 (372 amino acids)
Source: RefSeq, a predicted model, not a curated record